Salvia splendens (bonfire salvia) is the source of this 1653-nucleotide messenger RNA. RefSeq names its product endoglucanase 12. The record is from RefSeq and is a predicted model, not a curated record. Lineage: Eukaryota; Viridiplantae; Streptophyta; Magnoliopsida; Lamiales; Lamiaceae. The transcript has 5 exons. Gene Ontology annotation, biological process: carbohydrate metabolic process. Gene Ontology annotation, molecular function: hydrolase activity, hydrolyzing O-glycosyl compounds. Bases 1 to 1653 code for a protein of 550 amino acids.
AUGAGGCAACAAAAUAAAUAUUUAUGCAUUUUGAAAUGGGCAUUUUUGUCCAUUUUAAUCGUGAUUGGGCUUCCGAUAACCGAAGCUAACUCCGAACCUAAGCACGAGCCGUCCCCGCAUCCAUUGCCGGAUAACUACGCAGCCGCCCUCCACAAGGCUCUUCUCUUCUUCGAUGCUCAAAAGUCCGGAAAAUUGGGCAAGAAUAACCGUAUCCCAUGGAGAGGGGAUUCCGGGUUACAAGACGGGUCGGGUUUAACAGACGUUAACGGCGGGUUGGUGGGAGGAUACUAUGAUGCCGGAGAUAAUGCCAAAUUUCAUUUUCCCAUGGCAUAUUCCGUCACGAUGUUAAGUUGGAGCGUUAUUGAAUAUAAGCACAAAUAUCGUGCAAAUGGAGAAUAUAAUCACGUUAGAGACCUCAUCAAAUGGGGCGCUGACUAUUUGCUUCUAACUUUCAACUCCUCCUCCCCUAAAAUAAACCAAAUUUAUUCUCAGGUUGGCGGAUCCCGACCCGGCUCCACCACCCCUGAUGACCACUUCUGCUGGCAACGUCCUGAAGACAUGGACUACCCUCGCCCGGUCCAAACCACGACCUUCGGGCCUGACCUUGCGGGCGAGAUGGCGGCCGCCCUAGCCGCCACCUCCAUUGUUUUCCGCGACAACCACGCCUACUCCAAGAAGCUGAUCAAGGGGGCCAAGAACAUCUUCGCCUUUGCCCGCGACCCGGGCCGGAGGGCCCGCUACUCGAGAGGUAACCCUUUCAUCGAGCCAUACUACAACUCAACGGGAUACUACGAUGAAUACAUUUGGGGCGCUGCGUGGCUUUUCUAUGCCACCGGCAACUCUUCGUACUUGUCCCUGGCUACUAAUCCCGGAAUGGCGAAGAAUUCCCGGGCCUUUAACAUGACUUCUGAUUUGAGAGUUUUUAGCUGGGAUAAUAAGCUGCCAGGGGCAAUGCUACUCCUGACAAGAGUCGGGCUUUUCUUGAAACCGGGAUAUCCGUACGAGGCUAUGUUGAAUAUGCAUCAUAAUAUUACCAGGCUUACUAUGUGCUCUUACCUUCGUAGCAACAAAGUUUUCAAUUGGACUCGAGGAGGAAUGGUUGAAUUGAACCGUGGGAGGCCACAAAAUUUGCAAUAUGUAGCAAAUGCAGCAUUUUUGGCAUCUGUUUAUGCUGAUUACCUCAACGCUACUGGAAUUCCUGGCUGGUUUUGUGGCUCAACCUUUUUGCCACUAAGUGUUCUCAAAGAUUUCGCAACUUUACAAAUAAAUUAUAUACUAGGCGCCAACCCUUUAAAAACGAGCUACGUUGUGGGAUAUGGCACCAAAUUUCCGAGGCACGUCCACCACCGUGGCGCCUCCAUCCCUAGAGACAAAACCCGCUACUCUUGCCGCGGCGGAUGGCGUUGGAGAGACGCCAGCACACCCAAUCCCAACAUCGUCACCGGUGCCAUGGUUGCUGGCCCUUAUCCGGCAGACGAAUUCAAAGACGUCCGCACUAACCAGACCUACACCGAGCCCACACUUGCCGGAAAUGCUGGGCUUGUGGCCGCGCUUGUCUCCCUCACCACCGGUGGCGGCGUUGGAGUCGACAAAAACUCUAUUUUCGCAGGUGUGCCGCUGCUCUACCCUACUAGCCCCCCUCCGCCGCCGUAG